This is a messenger RNA of Priapulus caudatus, 5004 nucleotides long. Its product is annotated as endothelin-converting enzyme 1-like. Gene Ontology annotation, molecular function: metalloendopeptidase activity. Gene Ontology annotation, biological process: protein processing. Lineage: Eukaryota; Metazoa; Priapulida; Priapulimorpha; Priapulimorphida; Priapulidae. Gene Ontology annotation, cellular component: plasma membrane. The transcript is spliced from 17 exons. The record is from RefSeq and is a predicted model, not a curated record. The coding region runs from base 435 to 2558 and encodes 707 amino acids.
AGUUUGUGUUUAGGUUAGAGUUAUUUUGUUCUUGGCUGCUAUUCAUCCCAAUGCGUAUAAAUUACUGAGCGUAAUGUGUUCACGUCAUGUACACAUGUGACUCAGUCUAAUCUAGGAGCAAUAAAUGGGUGGUCGGGUGUUACUGUAGUGGACAUUAUCAACGUCACGUGUGCAUUAGUGCUUCACCCCACAAUCGUAGUGGGAGGCUGUGUAUAUGGAAGCUGAUAGUUCAUCCAUCGUGAAGCUGAGGACUAGGAUUCUGCAGGAGAUGUAUUCGAGACUGUACAGUCACAGCAGCGAUUCCGCGCGGAUUCUUGAAUUGCCUGAGGGCCCAUUAGGGUAACUCGACACAGCGGCCAGGGAAGCUAUGCACAAGCGGGGAGAAGCGCUGGAUACUCCUCUGUUUUAUCUGCUUCUUCGUCAUUGCUUCUCUCAUGGCAUACAUCAUCGUCGGACACAGGAAUGCCUCAGCUCAGCCUGCCAGUCUGCCGACUGCCUGUCUGACUCCGCAUUGUUUGAAGCUAAGUGCGACGGUUAUAAGCAAUAUGAAUCUGUCAGUGGAUCCGUGCGUGGACUUCUUUGAGUAUGCAUGUGGAGAGUACUCACAGAACACAGACAUACCCCCAGGCCACCCAACGUGGAGCUACUUUGAUAUUCAGGGUCAUCAACUCAAGGUUGCAAUUAAGCAGUUAAUCGAAACGAGUGGAACAGAGUUCAAGGGUCAAAACUCAUCGGCUCUCACGAAAGCAAAGAUCUACUAUGAUACGUGCAUGAAUGUAUCUUCUACAGAAAGUCAGGGUAUCGAUCCUGUACUAAAGUUGAUUACAGAUGUAGGUUCGUGUAGCAUGAUUAACGACAGCUGGGACCCAAGUACUUGGGACUUCUUGGAUGUCUUCACGAAAAUGCAGUGGCUGGGAGUUCAGCCACUUCUACAUUGGAAAGUAGAUGCCGAUGACAAAGACAAUAGUGUUAACAUACUCCAGUUCCAGCAAGGUGGCUUAUCACUCGAUUCUGAGAAAAGGUACCUGUCAAACAGCACAUUGAACCUACAAGUGCGUGAUGCAUGGAUAACGAUGAUAACAAAGAUUGGCAUUUUGCUGGGAGGAAAUGAAAAGACUAUGCGAAAACAAGCACAAGAAGUUUUGGAGUUUGAAACAAAAUUAGCUAAGGUUUAUAUACCACUGGCAGAUACCAAGGAUCCCAUGGCUAUAUACCACAAGAUGCCUCUGAGUGAGCUGCAAGCAAUGAUGCCCAACACAAAGCUUCAGCUGAAACCAUUUCUCAAUAAGAUAUUCAGCAAGAGCAGUGUAACAGACAAUGAAAACGUUGUUGUCUAUAUGCCGACUUUCUUCGGUAACUUCACCAGCAUUCUCAAUGCAACUGAGGACAGGAUACUGGCCAACUACAUGAUAGUACAAUUACUACAAUCAGUAGUGCCAUACCUUCCUACUAGGUUUGAAGAUGCAGUACUUGAAUUCAAGACGGUUGUAUCCGGCGUGAGACCAGAACGCCUGCAAUGGGAGAAGUGCUCCAGCCGUCUGCGCAGUACCUUCGGCUUUGUUGCGAGUGCCCUCUACGUAGACGCAUACAUGACCGAGAAAACGCACACCGAGAUCAGUGAGCUGAUGGAUCACAUCAAGAAAGCAUUUGUGAUCGGCCUGCCACAGCUGGGCUGGAUGGAAGAUCAGACAAUGCGCCUCGCUCUAAGCAAGGCUGCGAACAUGUACUCUCAGAUCGCAUACCCUGACUGGAUCCUUAAACCAGCCAUGCUGGACGAUCACUACGAAAAGGUGAAUGCCACCAAGGACGAGCCUCUUCAUAAUGCGCUCAGCGUAAUGCGGUUUGCUGUGGAUAGGAUCAUUGCUCGCCGGGGUCAGAAACCAGAUAAGGAUGAGUGGCAGAUGGUGCCAGUGAUUGUGAAUGCAUACUACGCGCCCAACUAUAAUCACAUCACAAUCCUCGGGGGCAUUCUUUCCUACCCAUUCUACGAGGAAGAUUUUCCACGGGCGAUGUACUAUGGUGGCAUGGGAAUGGUGGCAGGACACGAGUUCACGCAUGGGUUUGACAGCAUGGGAUCACAGUUUGACCAGAAUGGAAACAUGAAAGAUUGGUGGGAAAAGUCAACAAAGGAGAAGUUCAAGACGAAAUCAAAGUGCAUGAAAGAGCAAUAUGAUCAAUAUAAUAUGACACUAGAAGACCAUGUAUACCAGCUGGAUGGCAAGCUGACGUUAGCAGAAAACAUAGCAGACAAUGGUGGUAUUAAACUAGCAUGGACAGCAUACCAACGCUGGAGGCAGGGCCAGGGAAAGAACAUGGCCGAACUCACACUACCUGGUCUAAACAUGACCCAUGAUCAGAUGUUCUUUCUGUCUGCAGCUCAGGUGUGGUGUCAGUAUUCGGUGCCGCGAGCCGAGGUGCAGCGCAUUCUCACCAACCCUCACAGCCCACACAAGUUCCGCGUGAUCGGCUCUUUCACAAACACACCCGCGUUCUCUGAGGCAUUUAGUUGCGCCCCCAAUGCGCCAAUGAACCCUUCUGGCAAGUGCCUGAUAUGGUGAUUGUGGUGGCAAAUACCUGAUAUGGCACUUGUGGCAGCAAGUGUUUGAUAUGGCGAUUGUGCAGCAAGUGCCUGAUCUGGCGAUUGGUGUAGCAUGGAGUGUCAUAUAUGGUGAUUGGCGGCCCAGUGCGAUGGCCCGCCCCUAAAUCAGCUGUGAUAGACUGAGAACGUGCGUCAGAGGAUGAAGAACUUCGUCAUGGGAUGCUGCACACAGAUUACCUAACUGCACGUACUCUGUGGUAUAUAUUGCCAUGAUUUGCCUAGGUUUUGGGAUGGGAGGUGGGGGGGGAGGGGCGUGUGCGUGUGCGUGUGUGCACGGCUGCGUGUGCGUGUUUGCAUGCUCACGUGCUCGUGCGACAGCCAGCAUGUCGGUUUCAGAAAUGCAUACGUAAUACCGUGCGCAGCUGAACGAUGAAGUGUUGAACUAAGCUGGGAUUCGAAUUGCAGCGUAAGUUGCUGGACCGUGCAAGGUUUGUGAGUCACUAUGAAUCCAGACAUUGAUAAUGGAUACAAGAAUUUGAGAUGAAGUGAGAAAUACACAGAGGAUUAUUAUAGUUAACACCACAAGCGGUUUGCUAGUAAAUUUCAUCUGUUAGGUGAAGUGUGAAAUAAAGCUACUGUAGUUGUCGAGCUACUAAUCUCAUAUUUAACAUGGCUCCAGGUUCAAAGUAGUUUUUAAAGAUAUCACGAUAAUAUUUACACGUGUGGAGUUUAAAGAUUUCAAUUCUAUUCUGUGAGAAACGAUUGAUAUAAGCAUAUUGGCAGUUUAAAAUUACAGUCAUAUAACUUUAGUGUCCGAUUCUCAUACUGUGAUAAUGUCGGGAUGUAAUAAGGGUGGGCUAACAGUUGACGAUUGUAAACUGUAAAAUCCAUCUGCAGUCUAUAUACAGUUUGUGGUUGUAAUUUGUGAAAACCACCGGUAGUCUAACAGUCAGUGGUUGUAAUUUUUGAGGACUGAGAAAUCUAGCAGAAUCUGUCUGCGAAUUGUAAGAACCAUCCGCAGUUUAAUAGUUGAGAUGAGUGUGAUAUGGGCCCACUAUUAAUAUUCAUGAAAUCUUAGUGACAUUCCAGCUGUAUACACGGCAUGUAAAAACCUGUACUAUUAUAAAUUAACUAUACUAUAGAUUUUCCAUAUUUUUGAGAGCAGAUGUCUAUAACUUUUUUUCUAAUAUCCUUUACCCUUUACGCGUGCAGUGCAGUAAAUCUUUGUUUGAAACCUGAAUUUUAAAAUUGUUGAAAACCCAGGACAUUUUAUAUGAAAUAAAAUAAAUUAAAUUGCUAAUCAAAAUAGUGUGAUGAUUGCAUAAUUUAUAAGUGGCUAUAAUUGGGUAGUAAUUAUUCCUAAUACGGUAGUAGUCAUAUAACAGUAAAUCGGUGGCUAGUGGCGGUAAUAGUUAGGGUAUAGGUAAUCUGGAGGCUAGUGAAAUAAGUUAUGAACAAUUUAUAAUGUCAAUGUUCAAAUUUAUGAGUGACGGAUAUUAGAAAACCCUAAAUAUUAAUCUAAUUUAAUGACAUUCCAACCAGUUACUUGUUAGUUAACUGUAGGCCUAAUGUGUUUUUCAGUCGUUCGCGACAAGGUAUUGUCUGCAGUUUGUAUUUCUAGAGUGUAUAAUAGGUUGACGCCAUAAGUAGCUGCUCAUGUCAAUCUUCGUGGAAGCAGUCACAGGGAGUUAUAUAUAUAUCUAUAUCUAUAUAUAUAUAUAUAUAUAUAUAUAUAUAUAUAUAUAUUAAUCUUAUUAUUGACUUUUGAUUAAAGAGAUUGAAAACAUUCACUAGUUUUCGAUGCAAGGUUAAACUUUAAGUAAAGUUAAGGUUAUUAAGUUUUGUGUUAUGGAUUUUAGAGAGGUGUACAUUUAUAACAACGAACUAUUUUCUAUAGUUUUAUUAUUCUUUUCCCGCUAGACUGGUACGAAGGGUAAGGCUAUGUAUAUGCAGUAAUUAUGGGAUGUUUACUCACCUCGUUACAUUUAUAUAGAAUACCCUAUACUUAUAUAUAGAAUUAUAUUUAUAUUGUUUUAUAUUGAGUCAUUAAGUGACAUAUUGAUAUAAUAGAAAUUUCCUGCACAUUUACAACAUAAUGCGGGAACACAUUAUUUGUUUUUGGUCUCUCACUGGUCGUCGAAUCAUUCCGUAUGAUCUCAAAGCUUAUUUCUCUUUCUGAGCUUUGUUGCUGGGUGUCAGAACGAGUUUGCGAUGUUACGCGCAAAUUGACGGUUGCUUCUCAGUCUGUACAUUUUGUUACUUAUAUAGAAGAACUUCGUAUCUUGCUGUUCGCAUCAGUCUGGCUGGGAGUAGCCAGGGGAACGUUUGCAGUCGGACUGUUGCAUUGCUGCACUAAAUAACGACAUGCGCAAUAUUAUAUGACGUGCACUAGCCUGUGAAUUUUAUUUAUUAUUUUAAAAUUCAUUUCUAACUAAUAAAAUGGCAAGAAGCGGUUGAGGAAAGAA